Molecule: messenger RNA, 1841 nt
Organism: Catharus ustulatus (Swainson's thrush)
Lineage: Eukaryota; Metazoa; Chordata; Aves; Passeriformes; Turdidae
Gene: LMAN2L
Product: lectin, mannose binding 2 like
Exons: 9
Coding region: 1-1023 (340 amino acids)
Biological process (GO): endoplasmic reticulum to Golgi vesicle-mediated transport; endoplasmic reticulum organization; Golgi organization
Cellular component (GO): Golgi membrane; COPII-coated ER to Golgi transport vesicle; endoplasmic reticulum-Golgi intermediate compartment
Molecular function (GO): D-mannose binding
Source: RefSeq, a predicted model, not a curated record
AUGGCGGCGGCGGGCCGGUGGCGGGCCGGGCUGGCCCUGCUGGCCGUGGCGCUGGGGCUCUGCGGGACGGGCGCCGAGCAGACCGAGGAGCACCUCAAACGCGAGCACUCGCUGUCCAAGCCGUACCAGGGUGUGGGCUCGGCCAGCUCGGGGCUGUGGGACCUGCUGGGCAACGCCAUGGUCAUGACCCAGUUCAUCCGCCUCACCCCCGACGUGCAGAGCAAGCAGGGAGCCGUGUGGAACCGAGUGCCCUGUUACCUGCGGGAUUGGGAGAUGCAGGUGCACUUCAAAAUCCAUGGGCAAGGCAAGAAGAACCUGAACGGAGAUGGCUUUGCCAUCUGGUACACUAAGGACAGGAUGCAGCCAGGACCCGUGUUUGGGAGCAAGGACAACUUCCUGGGGCUGGGGGUGUUUGUGGACACCUAUCCCAACGAGGAGAAGCAGCAGGAGGCUCAGAAGAGGAGGUACAGCCCUGGAAACCAGCGUGUGUUCCCCUACAUCUCGGCCAUGGUGAACAACGGCUCGCUGACCUACGACCACGACCGCGACGGGCGCCCCACGGAGCUGGGCGGCUGCACGGCCAUGGUGCGCAACCUCAACCACGACACCUUCCUGGUCAUCCGCUAUGUCAAGAGGAGGCUCACGGUGCUGAUCGACAUCGACGGCAAGCACGAGUGGAGGGAUUGCAUCGACGUGCCGGGCGUGCGCCUGCCCCGAGGGUACUACUUUGGGACCUCCUCUGUCACUGGGGACCUGUCAGACAACCACGACAUCAUCUCGCUGAAGCUGUACCAGCUGACAGUGGAGCGCACGCCGGAGGAGGAGAAGCGGGACAGGGAAGUGUUCCUGCCUGUUGUGGACAACCUGAAACUGCCAGGAAUGGAGGCACCCCUGGAGCCCAUGAGUGGCCUUGCCCUGUUCCUGAUCGUCUUCUUCUCGCUGGUGGCCAUCGUCUUCGCCAUCGUCAUCGGCAUCAUCAUCUACAACAAGUGGCAGGAGCAGAGCCGCAAACAUUUCUAUUGACUCGGAGAUUCCUGGCCUGGCCCAUCCUGGCCUUUUGCUGGCCACAUCCUGACUCCCAGGGCAUGAGGGACCAGCCAAAUCCCUGUGGGACUCUGGAUCCAGGUGGGGAUCACUCGCCUUCCCUGCUGGAUUCCCUCGCUGGAGAGAGAGAAUUCCCAGCACCUCCUUUUGUGUGGCCACCAGAGCCCCCCAUGGACAAGCCCCUGUGGGCUGGGAGGAGCUGGGUGCUGCUGGAUCUCCCAGAGGGAUGAGUUUUCCCGGCUGGAUGAGCCAGGUGCUGCCCCCUCCUCACUUUGGGGGUUCCCACUCCCCAUUUCCCAGCAUGUGGCUGCCCCUGCAUGUGGUGUCCUGGCUCCAGGGCCACUGCUGAGCCAGGGAGCCGGGGGCAUUCCUACCUCAGGGACUGCUGGCCUCUCCUUCGCCCCUGGAGGGGUCACUGGGUCCCCAGAGGGGUCAGCAGAGGGGGAGGGUUGGAGCAGGGCUGCUCUGGAGACUCAGAGUUUGAGAUGGCAGCACCCUCCUCGCCAGGAUCCAGGAGAACAGAGUCCAGUCCUGCAGCUUUGCAAGAUAUUGCCACCCAAAACAAAUCCCCAAAACAAUCUCAGUGGCCCCUGGGCCAGGGGAGGACUGGGGGGGGAUUUUCCAUGCUGGAACUGGUGUGGUGGGAGCUGUUUCUAAGUGCCCAAGGGGGGUUGUGGCACCCAAGAUGAGUUUUCCUGGUGUUUUGCCUUUUAUUUUAUUUUUUGUUUUGUUUUUUUGGAGAUGGCCUCUCCCUGGAGCUGUACCCGGUGUUUGGAAUAAACGCUGAGGGCUGUGUG